Molecule: messenger RNA, 2015 nt
Organism: Spea bombifrons (plains spadefoot toad)
Lineage: Eukaryota; Metazoa; Chordata; Amphibia; Anura; Pelobatidae
Gene: MTF2
Product: metal response element binding transcription factor 2
Exons: 15
Coding region: 189-1961 (590 amino acids)
Biological process (GO): chromatin organization; regulation of DNA-templated transcription
Cellular component (GO): nucleus
Molecular function (GO): chromatin binding; DNA binding
Source: RefSeq, a predicted model, not a curated record
CCGCGGGAAACCAAAAUGGCGAAGGUCUGCGACCGAACCGGCCCGUUUGGGUAUAAUAUGUAAGGGAAAGCUGUCUCCUGGUGUUCGUUCACCGCUCUCCGCGGAGGGAGCCGUCUGCCACGGAGUUAAUUAGUUUGCGCCGCUGUGUUUUCGCUGUGAGAAGCGCUCCGCACCACAGAAGUGACCGAAUGAGAGACGUAACUGUUGUGGGCAACUCAUUGGUCCUCAAAAGAUCCCCUAUCCACCGGCGUCCGAAGACCUUUGAGUCCUUGACCAAGCUGUCUGUACGGCAUGGACAGAAAUCCAAGAGACGAGUGUGUAACUUUGAAGAAGGUCAAGAUGUCCUAGCAAGAUGGUCAGAUGGAUUGUUUUAUCUUGGAACUAUCAAAAAGAUAAAUAAGUUUAGACAAAACUGCUUUGUCUCGUUUGAAGACGGCUCGAAAUCGUGGGUGCUCUGGAAGGACAUUCAGACGGGAGCUGCUGAAAGCGAGGAAAUGGUUUGCACAAUAUGCCAAGAAGAAUAUUCUGACGCACCAAAUGAAAUUGUUAUUUGUGACAAAUGUGGACAAGGUUAUCAUCAGUUGUGCCACACUCCGAAGAUCGACCCGGGCAUUAUAGACACAGAUGAGAAAUGGCUAUGUCGGCAGUGUGUUUUUGCCACUACAACAAAGAGGGGAGGAGCUCUGAAAAAAGGUCCAAACGCCAAAGCCCUGCAAGUCAUGAAGCAGAGUCUACCUUACAAUGUAGAAGCCUUGGAAUGGGAUAUAGGCCAUAAGACCAAUGCACAGCAAUGCUACUGCUAUUGUGGAGGACCUGGAGACUGGUAUUUAAAGAUGCUGCAGUGCUGCAAAUGUAAGCAGUGGUUCCAUGAAGCCUGUGUGCAAUGCUUGCAAAAACCUAUGCUUUUUGGUGACAGAUUUUAUACAUUUAUUUGUUCAGUCUGCAAUUCAGGACCAGAAUACCUCAAACGUCUAUCUUUACGAUGGGUAGACAUAGCACACCUUUGCCUAUACAAUCUAAGUGUAAUUCAUAAGAAGAAGUACUUUGAUUCAGAGCUCGAACUAAUUACAUACAUAAAUGAUAACUGGGAUCUAUUGCACCCUGGUGAGCUUGCUGACACACCCAAAGCAGAGAGAUAUGAACGAAUUCUGGAGGCGUUGAAUGAAAAUAAAACAAUGUUCAUGUCUGGGAAAGAAAUAAAGAAAAAGAAACAUUUGUUUGGCCUUAGAAUCCGUGUCCCCCCAGUUCCUCCAAAUGCAGCAGUGAAAAUGGAAAAGGAAGAAAGCACUUCUCACGAGUUUAAGAUUAAGGGCAGGAAGUCUUCAAAACUUGUACCUGUUACAAAAGAAGUAACAAAUGGUGAAGUGAAAAAGAGGAAACCUGUAGGUCGACCUCCAGGCUCUCACAGAAGAAAAAUUCUGCAGAUUGAAAUGUGCAAGACGCAGGUUUUGAAUACAGAAACAGCCGCGGUAUCAGAAAAUUCUGUAUUAGAAUUACAAGAUCAGUCUCGAAAACCAGAUGUUAACAAUUUCUCGCAAAAUGUAGACUUGGAGUCCAGUGGUGCUGCCAGUUCAAAAGAAACUACCUCAACUUCUGUUUCUAGCCCCCCAUCAGACUUCAGAAGAGUCACACGCACAGGGAGGUCUUGGUCAGCUACUUUACCACUACCUAAGAAGCGAGGCCGCCAUCCACGUAAAGCUCUGCAAGCUCACAAUUCAGACAUGGGAAAAAUUGAUGAAGGAAAAGAAGAUUCUAAUGUUUCUGGACUCAAUACAGAUAUUGUAAAAAACUUAACUGACCAGGAUUUGCAGAUGCAUCAUCUGAAAAAUUCCAUUACCAGCUAUUUUGGUGCUGCAGGUAGAAUAGCAUGUGGUGAAAAAUACCGUGUGCUUGCACGUCGAGUUACACCUGAUGGAAAGGUGCAGUACCUUGUAGAAUGGGACGGUGCGACUGCUUCUUGACCACUGAACAGUUUAAUGGCCACUUCAUCAAGGUUCCUAAAAUUAAAAAAAAAA